AUGGGCGCUGUCGCCCACCGCCCACGCCUGUCUCUGCGUGUCGCCCACCGCCCACGCCCGUCCAGGCUUGUCGCCCACCGCCCAAGUCUGAAUCCCACCGCCCACCCCCGUCUCUGCGUGUCGCCGACCGCCCACGCCUGUCUCUGCGUGUCGCCCACCGCCCACGCCUGUCUCUGCGUGUCGCCCACCGCCCAUCUCUGUCUCUGCGCGUCGCCCACCGCCCGCCCCUGUCUAUACGUGUCGCCCACCCCUGUCUCUGCGCGUCGCCCACCGUCCGCCCCUGUCUGUACGUGUCGCCCACCCCUGUCUCUGCGCAUCGCCCACCGCCCACCCCUGUCUCUGCGUGCCGCCCACCCCUGUCUCUGCGUGUCGCCCACCGCCUACCCUUGUCUCUGCGUGCCGCCCACCGCCCGCCCCUGUCUCUGCGUGUCGCCCACCGCCCGCCCCUGUCUCUGCGUGUCGCCCACCGCCCACCCCUGUCUCUGCGUGUCGCCCACCGCCCACGCCUGUCUCUGA
Molecule: messenger RNA, 516 nt
Organism: Hyalella azteca
Lineage: Eukaryota; Metazoa; Arthropoda; Malacostraca; Amphipoda; Hyalellidae
Product: keratin-associated protein 5-4-like
Exons: 1
Coding region: 1-516 (171 amino acids)
Source: RefSeq, a predicted model, not a curated record